Messenger RNA from Sapajus apella (tufted capuchin), 583 nucleotides. RefSeq names its product myomegalin-like. NCBI's taxonomy places the organism in Eukaryota, Metazoa, Chordata, Mammalia, Primates, Cebidae. Bases 110 to 493 code for a protein of 127 amino acids. The transcript is spliced from 5 exons. The record is from RefSeq and is a predicted model, not a curated record.
UUUGUGAUUUCCUCUUACUAGGUUGUUGCAGAGAAGAUGGUGCAAACCUUAAUGGAAAGAAAUUCAGAAUUACAGGCCCUGUGCCAGUUAUUUGGAAGGGAGAGACUCCAUGAUGUCCCAAGCACCCGUCUCUAACCAACGAGCUGAAGUUCCCUCCAUUGGCCCUCCUCUUGGAGAACAGACUGAUCAAGGUUCAGUGCAGAUACCUUCCAUAGAUGAUAGUACUUCAUUGACUGCCAAAGAAGAUGCCAGCAUACCCAGAUCCACAUUAGGAGACUUGAACACAGUGGCAGGGCUGGAAAAAGAACUGAGUAAUGCCAAAGAGGAACUUGAACUCAUGGCUAAAAAAGAAAGAGUAAGUCAGUUGGAACUUUCUGCUCUACAGUCCAUGAUGGCUGUGCAGGAAGAAGAGCUGCAGGUGCAAGAGGAAGAGCUGCAGGACCUGCAAAUACAACUGAUUAUCCUGAAGACAUACCAGCUGUGGAACGCCUGACCCAGGAAGUAUUACUUCUUUGGGAAAAAGUUGCUUCAGUAGAAUCCCAGGGUCAAGAAAUACCAGAAAACCAAAGACAACAGGUAAGUU